Cryptococcus wingfieldii CBS 7118 is the source of this 519-nucleotide messenger RNA. Its product is annotated as phosphotyrosine protein phosphatase. Gene Ontology annotation, biological process: protein dephosphorylation. The record is from RefSeq and is a predicted model, not a curated record. Gene Ontology annotation, molecular function: protein tyrosine phosphatase activity. Bases 1 to 519 code for a protein of 172 amino acids. NCBI's taxonomy places the organism in Eukaryota, Fungi, Basidiomycota, Tremellomycetes, Tremellales, Cryptococcaceae. The transcript has 4 exons.
AUGUCCGCACAGCCCGAGAAGGUCAACGUUCUCAUGGUAUGCCUCGGUCGUUCACCAAUGGCAGAAGCCGUGCUGAAGCACCAGAUCACUGCACGACCCGAUAGCUUCAAGGCCAGAUUCGAUGUUCGAGUAGAUUCCGCUGGUACUGGAGCGUACCAUGAAGGAGACUCUGCAGACUCGAGGCAAAAGCUGAUCGGAUCGCAGCACAAUGUCCCCAUAAAUUGCAUUGCCAGGGCCGUCGAAAGACAAGACUUUCAGAAGUUCGACUACAUCCUAGCCAUGGACCAAAACAACCUCGAAACACUCUUGCACAGAAAACCAGCAGGCUCCAAAGCCCAAGUCUCCAUGUUUGGCUCUUUCGACCCCUCCGUCCCCAAAGCCAACCACGGAUCUCACAAAACCCGUGCCAAAGAGAUCGACGAUCCAUACUAUGGCGGGCGAGAUGGGUUUGACAAGAGUUUUGAAAGAUGUACAAAGUUUGGGUAUGGGUUCUUGGAUUAUCUAGAGACUAGAGGUUAG